AUGAUAGUGGGGGUGGUGGCGGUGAUCAUUGUGAUGAUGAUGAGGGCGCAGUAUCAGGACAAACUGGCGCGGCAGCGGUACGACGAGCAGCUCCGGCAGCAGCAACUCCUGAAUGAGGAGAACCUGCGCAAACAGGAAGAGUCCGUGCAGAAACAGGAAGCCAUGAGGAGAGCGACCGUUGAGCACGAGAUGGAGCUGCGGCACAAGAACGAGAUGUUGCGCGUGGAGGCGGAGUCUAAAGCUCGCGCGCGUGUGGAGCGAGAGAACGCUGACAUCAUCCGCGAACAGAUCCGACUGAAGGCGGCUGAACACAGACAGACCGUCCUCGAGUCCAUACGGACGGCGGGUGCUGUGUUCGGUGAAGGUUUCCGCGCGUUUAUAUCAGACUGGGAUAAAGUGACGGCGACGGUGGCGGGACUCACGCUGCUGGCGGUGGGCGUUUAUUCCGCACGUAACGCUACUACUGUGGCCGGACGAUACAUUGAGGCGCGGCUAGGAAAACCUUCGCUCGUGCGAGAAACGUCACGAUUCACUGUGGUGGAAGCCCUCAAACACCCCGUCAAGAUGGCGAAGCGCUUGAAGAGCAAGCCGCAGGACGCGCUGGAGGGAGUCGUGCUCAGCCCUUCGCUGGAGGAGCGCGUGCGCGACAUCGCCAUAGCAACGAGAAACACGCGACAGAACCGCGGGCUGUACCGGAACAUCCUGAUGUACGGGCCGCCGGGGACGGGGAAGACGCUCUUCGCUAAGAAGCUGGCGAUGCAUUCUGGGAUGGAUUACGCCAUCAUGACGGGAGGAGACGUGGCGCCGAUGGGCCGAGAUGGAGUGACGGCGAUGCACAAGGUGUUUGACUGGGCCGGAACCAGCGGCCGCGGUUUGCGUAUACCAGUGUGUGUGUGUGUGAGUGUGUGUGUGUGCGCGCGCGUGUGUGUGUGUGUGUGCGUGCGUGCGCGCAGGAGGCUGAAGCUGGCUCAGUUUGAUUACGGGCUGAAGUGUUCGGAGAUUGCGAAGCAUGUGGAGGGAAUGUCCGGACGAGAAAUCUCCAAACUCGCAGUCGCCUGGCAGGCUGCGGCGUACUCCUCCGAGGAUGGUGUACUGACCGAGGCCAUGAUCGACGCGCGGGUGGAUGACGCCGUGAGACAGCACCGGCAGAAGAUGGACUGGCUUCAUGGAGAAGGGGUUCUGGUUAACGAGGGCCGGCCGACGCCCACCAAAGGCUCCGCGCCGCCGCUCAAGGCACAGGAAGUGCUCCGCCCUCUACAGGAAGUGCCAUGAGACCGGAGCAAACGCGACGUUUGGAGUAACGAUUAGAGCUGCAGUAGUGUCUGUCUGUUGUGUGUUUGUGCUGCUGUUUACUGAUCACAAGUCUGUAACUUUAAUUCACUGUUAAUAAUCACUGAGAAACUGGAAACAAGUCCACAUGAAAUCAAUGGAAACUGUUUUUAUGUCUGACAGUAAAGCAAUUUUCGUUUCUUAUGAC
This is a messenger RNA of Sinocyclocheilus rhinocerous, 1477 nucleotides long. RefSeq names its product ATPase family AAA domain-containing protein 3-A-like. The transcript has 12 exons. Gene Ontology annotation, molecular function: ATP hydrolysis activity; zinc ion binding; ATP binding. Gene Ontology annotation, biological process: mitochondrion organization. Bases 1 to 1272 code for a protein of 423 amino acids. The record is from RefSeq and is a predicted model, not a curated record. Gene Ontology annotation, cellular component: mitochondrion. Lineage: Eukaryota; Metazoa; Chordata; Actinopteri; Cypriniformes; Cyprinidae.